AUGACGUACCCGCAACUCGCCGCUCAAGUGGCGCGUCGCUCGCUGCAGCGGCAAUGGCAACCCGAGAUAUCUGUGUGGGUACUACUCGCCUUUACAGUGCUCGCUCUCUUCGUGAGUGUUGCCACAGCAUCACCGCCGCUUCUCAAUACCCAAAGUCCUGCUGUGCUGCAGAAGGAGGAGGAGCUGCUCGACUGCACGGAGCACGAGGCCAUUCCGUUUUAUACAGCCGAGCAGCAGGCAAACACAUUGGCGUUUCUGGCCGAGUUCCCCUACGCUAUCCCCGCUCUCAGCAAUACGUGGAUGUGUCACAACUUCUGCAAGUGGAAUGGCGUGCAUUGCUCUGAAGAGGGUGUUGAGGUGAGCCUUCAUUCACGACGACUUAUCGGCCGGCUGCCAGAAGUCCCCGCUGCUGUCGACCCCGACCACAUUAUGGUGACAAGCAUUGUUUUAAAGGGCAGAGGCGAUGGUAUUGAAAGCACCCUACCAGAGAGCUGGCUUCACCUUACCAAGCUCACAACUCUCCAGCUUAACCUAGAGAACAAGCCACCUGUUUCGACGUCACUGAAGAUCCAAAAUGUGGCCUACAAGAUGCAGCCCAUGAAUACUGCCGCCAGUAGCGUGAACACAAAGGCUUGCUUCCUCCCACGCAAUGUGGUCAACGUGUCCAUCACCCGCAACAGCAUCAGUGGACGCCUUCCACCUCGGUUUCCACUUUGCAAUCCAAAAAUGCAGUACCUCUACCUCCAGUAUAACCCCGACAUCUACGGACCAAUACCGAAGGAAUGGGGUAAAUGGACUAGUCUCCAAAUUCUCAACAUUAAAGGAACAAGAGUCUGCGGCUGCGCCCCACCAGAGUGGGGGAACUUCAACCCUCCAGUAACGCUACUAGCCGAGGACCUAGUAACCCACCCAGAAAUCUGCAACACCAGCUGCCCAGAUAUCAGUACUAGCAGCAGCUCCGCGCCGUCGUCGUCCUCGUCGUCUGCGCCGUCCAGCAGCAGCUCUGCACUGGAGUGUGACGGCCCUAUCCCGUUUUACAGCGAAAGCCAACAAGUGAACACGCGCAGUUUUCUCGAGGCGUUCAAAGAUACAAUCGAGGACCUUCAACCUCUCUGGACGUGUACGAACUUCUGCGUAUGGCCCUAUGUGCUCUGCACCCCUGCCGGCGUGGCUGUGGAAAUUACUGGGACUGAGUUCUUCGGUCAUGUUCCUGAGGUUUCUCCAGAUGUUGACACGGCUGAAGUGGUUGUGACGAAGCUCGAUUUCAGUCACAGUAUGUGGGUCGAGGGCGACUACCCUGCCAGCUGGGCCUCGCUACACUCCCUUGAGCACGUGUCCUUCGCGUACACUGCGAUGUCGGGAACGCUGCCUUCGGAAUGGGGUGAUAUGGACGCGCUGAGGUACCUCGAUUUGAGCUUUACGUGGACUAACGGAAUGUUCCCUCAGAGUUGGAGCCGCCUAGCGAAACUCGAGGUGCUCAACUUAAUGCACCUCACAAUUCCAGACCACCCGCCGGACUCGUGGAGUCACAUGACGGCUCUUCGCGAGCUCAAUCUUGCCAGUACCAGAGCGUCAGGUACACUACCGGCCUCAUGGAGCAGUCUGAAGAACCUAGAGAUUCUCUCACUCUCCAACAAUACCAUGUUCGGGAGUCUCCCAGAGCAGUGGGGAUCACUAAAGCAGCUAGCAACACUCAUGCUCCACGAAAACUACCUUAGCGGUUCAAUCCCCGAAAUAUACAACGAUAUGACAGCCCUCACGCGUGCCAGCCUGGAGAACAACCGAUUCUGUGGCUGCUUGCCGAGCGUCUGGGCAGCACAACAAGGUGUAUCCAUGACCAUCACUGCACAAAAAGAGGUACUCGCUUCUGACUGCGCCACCGCCAACACCUGUGACCCAGAAGCUGUCAGUAGCAGCAGCUCUGCGCCGUCGUCGUCCUCGUCGUCUGCGCCGUCCAGCAGCAGCUCCGCGCCGUCGUCGUCCUCGUCGUCUGCGCCGUCCAGCAGCAGCUCUGCGCCGUCGUCGUCCUCGUCGUCUGCGCCGUCCAGCAGCAGCUCCGCGCCGUCGUCGUCCUCGUCGUCUGCGCCGUCCAGCAGCAGCUCCGCGCCGUCGUCCUCGUCGUCUGCGCCGUCCAGCAGCAGCUCCGCUCCGACGACUACAGAGGAACCUACACCAGAUCCUGUUCUUCCAUCAUCGGCAUCUUCUUCUGUUGAUCGAACAUUUUAUGAUGCGCUGUACUUCUACUGCCCGAACGUAGAGGAGGCUGGUGUGGAGACGAUUCAGGCGCAUAAAGAAGAGAUAUGUUGCAAUGCUUGGGAUGGUGCUGACUACUCCGUGACUUGUGGAGAUGAAAUCAGGGGGUUUUCCAAUGCCAUUGUAACCUGCAGCGGUGCAAUUGGGAGCCGAGGCUACUUCUCCUGUUGUUCCAGGGUGGGAAGAGAUGGCACCGCAACUUUCCUUGGCGAACGCUGUGAAGAUAAACCUGUUGAUGGCGUUGACAGCCACGAGGCUCUUGCGCCAUGGUGGAAUCCCCGUACUAGUGGUGGUGGUCUCUUGCUGACGCUGUUAGCAGUGAUCGUAGUCUGCGUUUUGUAG
Messenger RNA from Leishmania braziliensis MHOM/BR/75/M2904, 2595 nucleotides. RefSeq names its product putative proteophosphoglycan ppg3. The transcript has a single exon. NCBI's taxonomy places the organism in Eukaryota, Euglenozoa, Kinetoplastea, Trypanosomatida, Trypanosomatidae. The record is from RefSeq and is a predicted model, not a curated record. Bases 1 to 2595 code for a protein of 864 amino acids. Gene Ontology annotation, molecular function: protein binding.